AUGGAGAUCGGUGACUUGCCGAUCGUCACAAAGUGCUACCUUGCGUACGUGCACCUGAAUCUACCGACGGGACUGGUCGCCCCUGUCUUCGCUGCUCUGUGCCCGUCUCCCACGUCAUCGCUCACUUCGGUCUGACCACCCACGUUUGGUGCGACACGCCUACAGCUCGGCCGUCGCGCUCAGUGUGGCCGUCGUACGUCCGGCUCAUUCCUCGUUCGCACUCGCGCUCACUCGACACUGAUGAUCACAUCUGUGUGCGCCUCGCUCCCAACCCCAACCCCACCCCCGGCCUCUGCACAGCAAUGCAACGUCGUCACGCCCCUGCAGCUCUACUUCACCUAUCGCUCCGCGUUUGAGCAUGGCCAGGUCCGUGAUGCUUUUCAUCAAUGACGAGGCCUGGCUCGUUGAUGCUGACCGCUCAUUCCUGCAUCGCUUCUGGGUUCUGACCGCGUCUCGUCCCGUCCGUCCCGCACCGACCCCCACACCCCGUAUCGGCGGCCUGCAGCUGUGGAGGAUCGCCACGUGUUUCAUGUACUGGGGCCCACUCGGGCUCGACUUUUUCUUCCACAUAUUCUUCUUGUGCGUCACUGCGUCCCGGGAGCAUCACUUGCACGACGACGUGCCACCCACUACCACGCAGCCACUGCCGGUCAAGACUGACCCCUUUGCAACGUGCUCUCGACAGCAUGCGGUACAGCAAAAUGCUCGAGGAAUCAACCUUCCAUGGGCGGAGAGCCGACUACAUCUGGCUACUGACUGUGUCUUGCACAUUGCUUCUCGUCAGUACCUUGCAAGCACCGACAACUUUCCUGACUGUUUCGGCACUGACUCCUCUCGCUCUCUCUCUCUCUCUUUCUCUCGUGUACACCGCUCGGGCACGGCCCACAGAUCCUCUCUCCCCUAUCACCUUCCCCAUUCCUCUCGUCACCGCUAUCCUUCACCGUACGUCCCAAGAACCUACCAUGAUCACCUUGGAGGAGAUACUACAGCGACCUAACGCGUCGAGCCUUUUCUCACCCGCAGCUCGUCUACCUCUGGUCACGCCUCAACCCGACCGUGCGCCUCUCCCUCUUCGGCAUCAUCACCAUCACGGCCCCUUACCUCCCUUACGCCCUCUGUCUCUUUUCCUGGGCUCUUGCCGGUGGUGGAACGGGAUGGGGCAUGGGCGCCAUCAUGGGGGAUGCAUUGGGUCUCCUAACGGGCCAUUGGUGGUAGGUUCUUGUUUCUGUUCUGGGCUGCAAGCACGAGUCAGUUCAGCUGAAGGGAAGCACACUCCGACAGGUACUUUUGGACCGAGGUGUGGAAGCGCGAACGAGCGAGCGGAUCGAGGAAUUGGUUGGAGACGCCGAGGAUCCUGUCAGUGUUAUUUCCUCAAAAGUUGGAAGGGCUGAUGGAGGCCCCCUCGUCUACCUUCUGCCAGCGUCAGCUCACAUCAUUCUCCCUCCUUCUCGCAGUGUCAAGCUCUUUGA
Microbotryum saponariae is the source of this 1469-nucleotide messenger RNA. NCBI's taxonomy places the organism in Eukaryota, Fungi, Basidiomycota, Microbotryomycetes, Microbotryales, Microbotryaceae. The record is from the annotation of a GenBank genome assembly.